Dovyalis caffra is the source of this 594-nucleotide messenger RNA. Lineage: Eukaryota; Viridiplantae; Streptophyta; Magnoliopsida; Malpighiales; Salicaceae. The record is from the annotation of a GenBank genome assembly.
AUGUUCUAUGGUGCAGUGGUAUGGGAUCCAUGGCUAAUAGUAGCCCAAAUUGUAUGCCUUCAGUGCCUUUACUAUCUCACACUUGGUUUCUUUUUAUCCUUUCUUGUUGGCACUCGCGUCUCUCGCUUGACUCUCGUUUAUUUCUUUGAUUUCGCCACUAUAACUACCUCUACUGUCACCGGUUGGUGUGUCAUUGCCUCCCUUCUCCUCACCUCCAUUGCCGGAGCUGGGUAUAUGCUAUAUUUGAUUGAGAGAGCAAAGAAGUGCUUAGAUUUUUCGGCCACCCUCUAUAUCAUCCAUUUGUUUAUAUGCAUCAUAUACGGAGGUUGGCCUUCCUCGAUAACGUGGUGGGCUGUUAAUGGUACUGGGUUAGCAGUGAUGGCCUUGCUUGGUGAAUAUUUGUGUAUCAGGCGUGAACUCCUGGAGAUUCCCAUUACACGCCGAUCCAGUAAGAAACUUCUAUACAUGUUAAACAAACUACAUAAAAAGAACCUUAUUCAUGAAAUUUCAUUGUGCUUCAUUCCUUUUCUAGUUUUCAUAUUGUGGCUGUGCCCUGUUCUGUGUGAGGAUGGUUUCCUAUGGGGAGUAAAUUAA